Manihot esculenta (cassava) is the source of this 1018-nucleotide messenger RNA. Its product is annotated as chaperone protein dnaJ 50. Bases 230 to 916 code for a protein of 228 amino acids. The record is from RefSeq and is a predicted model, not a curated record. The transcript has 4 exons. Lineage: Eukaryota; Viridiplantae; Streptophyta; Magnoliopsida; Malpighiales; Euphorbiaceae.
AAUUAACGUUAAGCUCUCCGUCUAUACACUUCCCACCAACUGAUCCACUUUCAAAAAUCUCUUCCGCAAACUUUGCUCUCUUUUCUUAACCGCUCCACCUUCUUAAUCACUCCCUCCUUGAAAUGAAAACCAAGAAAACGCACACCCACAUUUAAAUUUCACAUUUUUAUUUUUGUACUCCCAUGCUUCUCCGAUUUGCUUGGUCACUUGCCAUUUUCUUUUAUCUAAAAUGGGUAAAGAAUCUGAUACCAUCAAAUCCCAGUUGGUGUUGGAAAUUUGCUCUCUGUCCACCCGUUCUCUCAUUUGUGCCCAUAGGCAUCCUUGCAGGCCUGUUAAAUCGCAUUUCAUCGACUGGUAUCGUCUGCUCGGAGUAGAAGAAGAUGCAGAUAUAAAACUUAUACGAAAGCGGUAUCAUAAACUUGCUUUGCAGCUUCAUCCAGAUAAAAACAAGCACCCCAAGGCUGAGAUUGCCUUUAAGCUUGUCUUGCAGGCUUAUUCGUGUCUUUCUGACAAUGCAAAGAGGCGAGCCUUCAACUUGGAGAGAUGGAAACACUUGUGCAAUGAGUGCAAUAGAGUCCCAUACAUGCGCUGCAAUUCCUCCAGCAACUUAUACAAUACAUCAAAACUCCAGGAAUCGAAUCCUGCAAACUACUCAACAUCAAGCAGAAUUCUGCAAGGUCUGAAAGACAUCAGAGAAAGAUUCAAAGAGGAAACCAAGGUGAUGGAGAACUGUCUGAAGGCUAAUGCCGCGUUAAGGAAAGGAACCCCGCUGUUCAAUACAUCUGACCACUUAUGUGAGAGCAAUACUAGGUUCAGGUCCCGAAGAGAAUCCCCAAUUUUUGAUCCAUCAGCCUAUCUAUUUGAAGGCUACCCUCACACCAGGAACCGAAUGUACAAGAAAACUGAGGAUGUGUAGUAUUCAUAGACAUAAAAUUCAUCCAACUAUGGCAAACAAACAGCAAUAUAUGAUUCUCCAAUCCUUGAGAACAGACCACAAGGAGCAAUGUUUAAGACCAAA